Messenger RNA from Trifolium pratense (red clover), 1059 nucleotides. Its product is annotated as probable aquaporin TIP5-1. The record is from RefSeq and is a predicted model, not a curated record. Bases 40 to 864 code for a protein of 274 amino acids. NCBI's taxonomy places the organism in Eukaryota, Viridiplantae, Streptophyta, Magnoliopsida, Fabales, Fabaceae. Gene Ontology annotation, biological process: water transport; transmembrane transport. The transcript has 3 exons. Gene Ontology annotation, molecular function: water channel activity. Gene Ontology annotation, cellular component: membrane.
AAGAAACAUCUCUAACUGCUUAUAUUUAUUCAUUCAUCUAUGAACAAUAACCAAACCAAUUCUUCUGUUUUGUUUUUGUCUCAAUUUCAACUGUGUCUUUAUUCUCUCAAAAAAUUUAUAAUGGCUUCUACAGUUACUUCACGUUUUCAUGAAUCCUUCACCAAAAAUGCACUUCGUUCUUAUCUUGCAGAAUUUAUCUCAACUUUUUUCUAUGUCCUUAUUGUUAUUGGCUCUGGAAUGUCCUCAAGGAAGUUGAUGCCUGAUGCAUCACUGAACCCAACAAGUUUGGUUGUGGGUGCUAUUGCAAAUGCUUUUGCACUUUCAUCUGUUUUGUAUAUUGAAUGGGAAGUCUCAGGUGGACAUGUCAAUCCUGCUGUGACCUUUGCAAUGGCAGUUGGAGGCCAUAUUAGUGUCCCAAUUGCUCUCUUUUAUUGGGUUGCUCAACUUAUUGCCUCUGUUAUUGCCUGCCUUUUCCUCAAAGUCAUAGUUGUUGGAAUGCAUGUACCAACAUACACAAUUGCAGAAGAGAUGACAGGAUUUGGAGCAUCAGUAUUAGAGGGUACCCUAACAUUUGUUUUAGUGUACACAAUAUAUGCUGCAAGAGACACUAGGCGUGGACGAGUAAGUUCAACAGGAACGCUUAUAAUAGGUUUAAUAACAGGAGCAAGUGUUUUAGCAGCAGGUCCAUUUUCUGGUGGUUCAAUGAAUCCUGCAUGUGCUUUUGGUUCUGCUUCCAUUGCUGGAACAUUCAGGAAUCAAGCUGUUUAUUGGGUUGGUCCUUUGGUUGGUGCUGCUGUUGCUGGUCUUCUUUAUGAUAAUGUGUUGUUUCCUUCUCAGAAUUCAGAUGAAAAUGUUAGGGUGUGAUUUUAUUAUUGGUUAAGUUGUACUGUGAUGUACCUUCUUUUUAUAUUUUGUAGGCAGAAUAGUUGGUUCUUUUAUGGCUUUUGAAUGUAGUAAUAGUUAAUAGUUAUUGUGACUGAACACUAACUGUAAGUUAUUUCUGUUUUACAACUUAUUAGAAGUGUAAGAAUGUUGUUAUACUAAUUGCUUAAAAAAAAA